Molecule: messenger RNA, 3035 nt
Organism: Closterium sp. NIES-67
Lineage: Eukaryota; Viridiplantae; Streptophyta; Zygnematophyceae; Desmidiales; Closteriaceae
Source: the annotation of a GenBank genome assembly
AUGGAUUCCCUGAUUUCAAGAUUCCUAGAUUUCUGCAGCAGCUGACGGUGAAGGGCGUCCGCUGUGGAUUACCUACCUGCGAUUCAGCGUUGAUCAGGCCUAAUCUGGACGCUGUCGCAACACAUGUCGAGUUGAUGCGGAUGCGACGCUUCGUUACCGCCUUUUUAUUGGCUUCCUGCUAGGCCUUCGCAAUUUCUCAAAAGCCUUCGCGACCGCGACGCCUCCCGGUGUUGAUGAAUUCGUCGAGCCGUUCCAGCAGCUCUGUAGUUUUUCGGCCUGUGAUUCCGUCAGUAUUGGGCUGUACGUCUUUUCCCUAGGAUGCAUCUCACUUUUGACCGUUGACCGUUGACUUUUGACCGUUGCGCUGCUUUGACAGCAGAUUCCACGUGUCACACGUUGCACACGUGGCACACGUUUCAGGGACAUCUCAGAGUAAACCGAGUUUCACGAAUUUCGGCACAAUUCACGCGAGAAACGGCAGGGCGAGCUCGUCCUCUGUGCAAGAGGCGUGGUUUGGCGGCGACGGAGCUAUCGAGGCGUAUUUCCCGGUCUUUCCAGGCGGCGCGCGUAUUUCUUCCGCUACUUCCGCGCGAGAAGCGGUAGAUUUAGCUCCUCCUUUCUGAGAUAAAAAGCCUGGUUUGGCGGCGACGGAGCGAGUCGACGGCCUUUUCCCGGCCUUUUCAGGCCUCGUGUAUCUCUUCCUCUACUUCCGCUUCCUGGUUCGCCGAGCAGCGCGCAUCAUGCUGGCCAGGGUGUUCAACACCAUCAUCGGGGGGUCUGGGUCGAAGCUGGAGAGAGCGCUGGGGGAUGCUUUCCCAGAAGGGGAGCGCUACUUUGGGCUCGAGAACUUUGGCAACACGUGCUAUUGCAACAGCGUGCUGCAGGCCUUGUAUUUCUGUGUGCCGUUUCGCGAGCACCUAUUGGACUACUACGCCAAGCACAAGCCAGCCAACGAGUCCGAGGAGACUCUUCUCACGUGCCUUGCUGAACUUUUCAACCAGAUCAACUCGCAGAAGCGCAAGACGGGGGUCAUUGCCCCUCGUCGCUUCGUGCAGCGGGUGAAGAAGCAGAAGGAGCUCUUCCGCAGCUACAUGCACCAGGACGCCCAUGAGUUCCUUAACUUCCUGCUCAACGAGCUGGUGGACAUCCUUGAGAAGGAGGCGCGCGCAGGCAGAGCAGAGGCGGGGAGAAUUAUCGAUCCCAACCUCCCUGCUGCUGCUCCUGCUGCUGCUUCUGGUGCUGCCCCUGCUGCUUCGUCCUCCAACUUUGCUUCUGGUGCUGCUGUUGCCACUCCUGCUGCGGGCUCUGGGGAUGAUUUGGGAGGGGCGAGAGGGAGUGAGGGAGCGCGGGAGGGGAGGGAGAGUGAGGGUGGGGGAGGGAGUGCGGCGGCAGCGGAUGGUGCGGCUACUGGGGCUGCAGCAGUUACUGGGGGUGCAGCGGCAGCAGCAGGGGGGAAUGCGUCAGCUGGAAGUACAGCAGCAGCAGCACCUGCAGCAGGGGCUGCUGGGAGUGCUGGUGGCGGGGCUGCCAACGGGGCGAAACCCAUGGUGGUAACAUGGGUGCACGAGAUAUUCCAGGGCACCUUAACCAAUGAGACUCGGUGCCUGUGCUGUGAGACAGUGACUGCGCGGGACGAGGCGUUUCUAGAUCUGUCGCUCGACAUCGAGCAGAACAGCAGCGUCACCAGCUGCCUGCGCAACUUCUCCUCCACCGAGACGCUCAACGGCAAUGACAAGUUCUUCUGCGACACCUGCUGCAGUCUCCAGGAGGCACAGAAGCGGAUGCGCAUCAAAGUGCCGCCGCGCGUGCUAGCGUUGCACCUGAAGCGCUUCAAGUACAUGGAGCAGCUCGGCCGCUACAAGAAGCUCGCGUACCGCGUCGUCUUCCCGCUCCGCCUGCGCCUCUGCAACACAGUGGACGACGCGCCCGGCGCCGAGGCCGAGUACUCCCUCUUCGCAGUGAUCGUGCACGUCGGUAGCGGGCCGAACCACGGGCACUAUGUGGCUCUGGUGAAGAGCCACAACCACUGGCUGUUCUUUGAUGAUGAGAAUGUGGAGCAGAUCGACGAAUCGCUGGUUCAGACGUACUUUGGGUCGUCGCAGGAUUACUCGAGCAACACGGACCACGGGUACUUCUUGUUUUAUCAGUGCUUGGAGCCGGAGCUGCUUCAAGGGCCCGGCGCAGGAGCAGCUGGUGCCGCUGCUGGUGCUGCUGCCGCUGGCUCUGUUUCUGGUGCUGCUGCUGGUGCUGGUGUGUCCGCUAGUGGUGCUGCUGCUGCUGCUGCUGAAGCUGGUUCUGGUGCUGGUGAUGGCUCGGCUGCUGGUGCCAGGUCAACCAGCGGUGUUAGUGGCGCGUAACACGGACUAUGGGCACAGGAGAGGGGACAGGUGCUUCUGCAGGUGCUGCUUCAGGGGUCAGGGGCGGGAACAGGUUGCUGCCAUCGCCGUCUCACAACACGGUCUUUCUAGGUGUGUUUUGAGUCGCCUCAAAGUACACCUGGACAAGCUGCUGCAAGGGUGAGGGGGUGAACAGGUGCUGCUGUCACCCUCUCACAACCAGUCUUCCUAAAUGUAUGGUAUUUUUAUGUGGUGGUGCCGGUUCUGCAAGUUAGCGAUAGUGGUGGCAGCGUUGGUGCUGGUCCCGCGUGUGGUGAUGGUGCUGAUGGUGGUGGUGGUGGCUCGGUCCCAGUACCAGUACCUGUAGUGCUCGGGCAAAGGGAGAAGGAGCGAGCAUGGAGAAGGGUGAUGGUGCUGCUGCUCACAGGUCAUUUUUUUGGUUCAGUGGCUGGUUCAACAGGAUUCAAGGGCUGAAAUACCCUUAGGUUGGUGAGAACCAGUAAUCUGGUAUUGGCCGUAGUACGCUUCAUCGCGCGAUACAGGGGCACGCUCUUUGGCUCUGUGAUACAACAAUCAAGGGAUCGAAACGAAACCAAGAAAUAUCAGUUAUGGGUACCAUACUAAAAGGUGCAGGUACAGCACUCAAACCCUAAAAUUUCAGUACUGUCAGGCUAUUCAGUGACAUCCAACGAAACAAAC